Melitaea cinxia (Glanville fritillary) is the source of this 1439-nucleotide messenger RNA. Its product is annotated as NADH dehydrogenase [ubiquinone] flavoprotein 2, mitochondrial-like. Gene Ontology annotation, molecular function: NADH dehydrogenase activity. The record is from RefSeq and is a predicted model, not a curated record. Gene Ontology annotation, biological process: mitochondrial electron transport, NADH to ubiquinone. NCBI's taxonomy places the organism in Eukaryota, Metazoa, Arthropoda, Insecta, Lepidoptera, Nymphalidae. The transcript has 6 exons. Bases 1 to 768 code for a protein of 255 amino acids.
AUGCUUACCUUACAUAAAAUCUUGCAUAAAGUUGAGAUUCAUAAAAUAUGCAGAACCAUUUCCACAUCCAAAGCUUUAUGCAGUGAAGAUUUAUAUGUACAUCGAGACAGCAAAGACAACCACGCGCUUACUCCUUUUGACUUUUCUGAAGCUAAUUUAAAGAGGUUGUCAGCAAUAAUUCAGAAUUAUCCUGUGGGAGCUCAACGAUCAGCUUUAGGCGCUGCUAUGGAUAUUGUACAAAGGCAAGUGGGAUGGAUACCUAUAUCAGCUAUGCACAAAGUCGCCGAAGUCUUAAGUGUGCCCAGGAUGAGGGUUUACGAAUGGGCUACGUUCUACUCAAUGAAUAAGAGACGUUUUAGGGGCAAGUUUAAUGUGAAAGUAUGCGUCACAACCCCCUGCAUGCUCCGAGGUGCAGAUGUUAUCUUGCAAGUUGUGGAAGAGACAACAUGCUGCUGUGUUGGCAGCGUGUCUCCAGAUUGCUUGUUUGGAGUCGACACUGUCCAGUGUCAAGGAGCAUGUGUUAAUGCUCCAGUAGUCGUCGUUGACGACGAUUAUUAUGAAGAUGUGAGUGUUUGCGAUGUGCAAAAUAUAAUUCAAACAUUGAGGUGUGGAGGAAUACCACCGUGGGGCCCUCAGUCUGGUAGAUUCGCCAGCGAACCAAUUACUGGCCAGACGACUUUAUUAGAAAAUCCACCUCCACCAGGUUUUGGUAUUCAAGCAGCGCUAAUGUCAUCGAACCCUGGACCCUGUCCUCCAAGAAAAAUGUAGUCCGAGGUCUUAAAGCGCUAUAUCAAGAAAUAUUAGUGAUGAUAAUAUACAUAAUUACAUAUUAUGUACGUGUUUAAUAACUUACGUUUAAAUUUAUAAUACUUAAUUAAUUUUAAUGUUUAUUAAUAUAAUUGAUUCAUCAUGAAGGAUUGUUGUUUGAAUAUCUACUUUAAACUGACGAAAACUAUUUAUUAUAUUUUUCAUAUUGUUUAGAUUGUAACGUAUAUUCUUAAUAAUUGUCUUUGAAAAGAAAUAAAUGGUGUUCUAACUAGGGGUGCUAGUGAUUGUUUAAAUAUGUAGCAAUAUAAUAUUAAAUGGUUCUUUCUGUAAAUUUCUGUAUGAAAGGAAAAAUGUUUAAAUUCAUCGCCUUCAAGAUUCCUACCCUCAUUUCUCAAUUUCAAUCUUAUUUUACGUAUUAUUUAUUUAUGACUAGCUUUCCUCUGUGACUUACCAUUUGUUGAAAUUACGUAGAGUUAAAUUUGAAUAUUCCUGCUUAAAUAGUAGCAUGAUGUUGAAUGCUGAAAUGUAACACUUUAAUAAUAUUGUACCAAAGAAAAUCGUAGAGGUAUGAGUUUUUGUUUCAGUGAUGUGUCAUUUUAACGUUAAUGUUUUCAUCAAUAAUAAAACAAAAGAAAAUAUACCAAAAAGAAAUUUUAAUGUUAGAUUGUAAA